Rotaria sp. Silwood2 is the source of this 675-nucleotide messenger RNA. The record is from the annotation of a GenBank genome assembly. Lineage: Eukaryota; Metazoa; Rotifera; Eurotatoria; Philodinida; Philodinidae.
AUGUCAAACGCGCAAUCCAGAUUUCUCAGUCCAGGUCAAUGUGGUGUAUUUAAAAUUUUUUGUUUGUUUGAAGGAGCAUGUCAAGAUGCAGUGCAUGAUGGAACCUAUGAAAUUGAAAAUAAAAUUAUUGUCGAUAUAAAAAGAAUUAUUUAUAAACAUAUGUGUCUUUAUCAAGUAUUUGUUAAAUUAAAAAAUGAAUUUAUUGAAAUUGUUUUAACAACAAAACGAAUGAUAUGUAAUCCAAUCAUGAUGAUUUUAAAUUGUCUUUGGAUUGUAAUUACAUUUCAAGAAAAUAAUUGGAUUCAACAGCAAAAAAAAUUAGCUGAACAAGAUCUGAAUAAUAGAAAUGAUGAAAUGCCAAAUGAAUUUAUUCAAGGAACAGCUUUAACUGCACAACUGUGUACACCAUCAUUAGCUAUUCGCUCUGCAUUAACAUUACAAUUUUGGAUAUUUUAUUGGAAAUUAGAACGUCAACGUCUUCAAUUAUCAAAAAGUCUUCCAUCACAUCUUACCGACGUUGGUCAAACAGUUCCAAAUUCAGCUAAAAUAAUUCCAGUUGUCACAGAAAGUAUUAAUGUAUUCAGUAAUGAUCAUUUUAAUAUUGAAACAAUUAGUUUACAUUCAUUAAUAAAACAAGGACGUUAUUUAGUUGUUAAUUUUGGUAGUUGUACAUGA